This is a messenger RNA of Spodoptera exigua (beet armyworm), 540 nucleotides long. The record is from the annotation of a GenBank genome assembly. NCBI's taxonomy places the organism in Eukaryota, Metazoa, Arthropoda, Insecta, Lepidoptera, Noctuidae.
AUGGCGAGGGUACCUAUCAUUAUCCGCAUUAUAACUGAUUCUACAUGCGAUGGAUCCAUGUUAUGGCUUUAUGUUGGACGGUAUAGAGAUUUAUUUCCCUUGGUUGAUGUGGUGGUCUACGAAGGUGGUAGCCUACAGCGGUCCGAGUUUAUGACGGAUAUUCACAAUAACACACAGGAAGUUCACGGUCGUACAAGCCCUAGUAAGGUAGUUUUGAAACUUCUAAUUUCGCGCCAACCAACGGUGUCCAAGGGAAAAUUGCACGCGCCAUCUUGGAAAUCGGACUAUAGCGCAUGCGCCCUCGACACGUUUAGAAGAAAUAAAACCUACGUGGUAUACGAUAGCGGCGUACAAACUUAUUUGAUCGGUCGUUCAACCAUGUCGAUGUUGCGUGUUGCUCUAACGUAUGUGUGCGUCUCACUCUCUCGUACCGUUAAGGUGGUAUGCCUGAGUUAUGGCAUUCCGAUGUUACCACCACCACUUCGGAGGCUGUGCGGCGGCCGGCGCGUAAUAGACGGCAAACGAUCAGACGGAUCGUAA